AUGGCGUCCAUGGCUUCCGUAUUCCAGCUUCCAUUGAAGACCUUCGGGAGCUCAUCUCAGCGCUCGGCUUCCUUACCGAUAUCCGCUCUUCAUCCGGUUAAUCGGGUUAAUUUGGCGCCUCUUUCGUUUUCAGAGUCAACUAGGGCGAAGCAGAGUUUCUCCGUCCGGGCGGCGGCGAUCGAAGACGAGUGGGGUCCUGAGCCGAAGUCCGAUCCGUCGGUGGCGGUUCUGGAGGAGAAACCGUCGGAGGUCGAUGUGCUGAAGAAGCAGCUGGUGGGGUCUUUCUACGGGACGAACAGGGGGCUGAGCGCCUCCAGCGAGACGAGGGCGGAGAUCGUGGAGCUCAUUACGCAGCUCGAGGCAAAGAAUCCGACGCCGGCGCCGACUGAGGCUCUGUCGUUACUCAACGGGAAAUGGAUUCUCGCGUACACAUCAUUUGCGGGCUUGUUCCCAUUGUUGUCAAGGGGUGCCGGUCUACCUCUGGUGAAACUUGAAGAGAUAUCUCAGACUAUUGACUCUGAGAAUUUCACUGUCCAGAACUCCGUCCUUUUUGCUGGACCAUUGGCAACUACUGCAAUUUCCACCAAUGCCAAAUUCGAAGUUCGGAGUCCCAAGCGCGUGCAGAUUAAAUUUGAAGAAGGCGUGAUUGGGACCCCACAAUUGACCGACUCCAUAGAGCUGCCCGAAAACGUGGAAUUUCUCGGGCAAAAGAUUGAUCUCUCGCCCUUCAAAGGUAUUCUGACCUCUGUACAAGACACAGCCUCGUCUGUAGCCAGGACCAUCUCUAGCCGGCCGCCACUCAAAUUCUCCAUAUCCAGCAACUAUGCAAACUCAUGGCUCCUCACUACUUACCUCGACAGUGAACUUCGCAUUUCAAGAGGAGAUGGGGGCAGUAUAUUCGUGCUCGUCAAGGAGGGCUGCCCCCUUUUGACUACUUAG
This is a messenger RNA of Striga hermonthica, 939 nucleotides long. The record is from the annotation of a GenBank genome assembly. NCBI's taxonomy places the organism in Eukaryota, Viridiplantae, Streptophyta, Magnoliopsida, Lamiales, Orobanchaceae.